AUGGACUCUAGCAAAUUUUCAGCAUUUUUUGGAAAUGCUGCAACAUUCCAAAUCUCAGGUCGCACAUUUCCAGUUGAAGUAUUACACGCUAAGAAUCCAGUAGAAGACUAUGUUGACACUGCGGUGAAACAAGUAUUACAAAUUCAUUUACAACCUCGUUCAGGCGAUGCAUUGGUCUUUAUGCCCGGUCAGGAAGACAUUGAAGUUAUUUGUGAGGCGUUGAAAGAACGUUUAGCAGAGAUCGAAUCUGCUCCUCCACUUUCCAUUUUACCUAUUUACUCGCAACUGCCCUCGGAUUUACAAGCUAAAAUUUUUCAACGUUCAGAGGGAGGUUUACGAAAAUGCGUUGUAGCAACAAAUAUAGCCGAAACUUCAUUAACUGUCGACGGAAUUGUAUUCGUCGUGGACUCGGGCUAUUGCAAGUUGAAAUUUUAUAAUCCACGAAUCGGUAUGGAUGCUUUACAAGUAUAUCCGGUGUCCAGAGCAAAUGCUGAUCAAAGAGCAGAAAGAGCAGCACGUACUGGUCCUGGUACCUGCUACAGAUUAUACACGCGAAGACAAUAUUUAGACGAACUACUAUUAACUGGAGUUCCAGCAAUACAGCGAACCAAUCUAGCAAAUACUGUAUUGUUACUGUAUUGUUGUUGGCCAUGCUGCUGCCGUCCUUUUUUUCUUCCUGCCAUCGUUGUGUACGUGUGGCUUGCAGGUGGUAUUCCAUUCCCCUGCGCCCUAUUCUUCCACUUCUUCUUCCCCCUACCGGACAGAGUAGGAGGCGGUAGCCCGGCCGGUCCCACCGUCCAUCCCGCUCUGGUUACCGGAGGCGGAAUGAUAGGGGGAGCCCCGUAG
Messenger RNA from Bombus pascuorum, 846 nucleotides. RefSeq names its product probable pre-mRNA-splicing factor ATP-dependent RNA helicase mog-1. Gene Ontology annotation, molecular function: RNA binding. The coding region runs from base 1 to 846 and encodes 281 amino acids. The record is from RefSeq and is a predicted model, not a curated record. Gene Ontology annotation, biological process: mRNA splicing, via spliceosome. NCBI's taxonomy places the organism in Eukaryota, Metazoa, Arthropoda, Insecta, Hymenoptera, Apidae. Gene Ontology annotation, cellular component: intracellular anatomical structure; spliceosomal complex. The transcript has 2 exons.